This is a messenger RNA of Lodderomyces margitis, 3561 nucleotides long. It is a transcript of the gene HST6, whose product is annotated as ATP-binding cassette alpha-factor transporter. The record is from RefSeq and is a predicted model, not a curated record. Gene Ontology annotation, biological process: transmembrane transport. Gene Ontology annotation, molecular function: ATP binding; ABC-type oligopeptide transporter activity; ATP hydrolysis activity. The coding region runs from base 1 to 3561 and encodes 1186 amino acids. The transcript has a single exon. Lineage: Eukaryota; Fungi; Ascomycota; Pichiomycetes; Serinales; Debaryomycetaceae. Gene Ontology annotation, cellular component: membrane.
AUGAGGGGCAAAAAAGCAUACAGUACUGAGGUCGAUGUUCCAAUUACUACAAAGGGAAACGUAUUUAUGUUUCUAAACUUUAAACGCGACUGGUUGCUACUCCUAUUGGGAACAACUUUCAUGGCAGCAUCAGCUGCCAGCACGCCAAUCGCAACCCUUGUUUACGGUAACAUAAUCGGGGCGUUGUCCAACUACUAUCUUGGGACUUACUCAUCAUACGACGUGUUUAUCCGUGACUGUCUAAAACUAUGUGGCAUUUUAAUGGCAGUCGGUUUGGCGAAAAUGGUGUCUGUUUGGCUUGGCAUGUCGUUGUGGUUGAAAUUUGGCGAAACACAACAGCUGUGUGCCAGGUCUGCCACAUACAAUAGCUUGCUCAAGAAGGAUACAAAAUGGUACGAUAAUAACCCAAACAUCAUGGGGGAGUUGACCCAAGUCAAUAGAUGCAUUGAGGAGCUACGUUCAGGAAAUGCCGAAAUUAUGGCUGAAACUGUGCAAACUGUUGCCUUGAUUGUGGGGUUAAUCAUUAUGUCAUUCUAUCAAUCGUGGGCUAUUACAUUGAUAAUUACGGCAUCGGCCCCCGUGAUGGCUCUUUGCGCUUGGUAUUUUGGAAGCGUUACUUAUCGUGCGCAAGAGGUUGAAAACACUCACAGCUCAAAUGCCAGUAAAGUUUUGGAUUGGUGUCUCACAUCACCAUUAACCGUUCGAGUAUUUAAUGGGAAAUAUGUGGAGAUGGUUAAAUUCAAGCGAUUCACCAAUGCAUCGGCAAAAGCAUACUAUAGAGCGGCAAACGCAAUAGCAGCAAAUUCGGGGAUCUUGAAAUUUCUCACCUUGAUGAUGUUUGUUCAGGGGUUUUGGUUUGGAAAUUAUUUGCUAAUGAGGAAUAGAAUCACUGUUAAUCAAUUGUUUACAUGUUUUAGUUCGUGUUUGAUGUUGGGCCAGUCAAUAUCCAAAAUAAGUCAGUUGAUGGCAAUAAUCAACACUGCUCAUGCAGCGGCUAGCAGGAUAGCAUCUCAUUUGCAGACAUUGAAUGAAGAUUGCGAAUAUAAAGUGAACACAAAAAAGUACCCAUUAUCGUGCUUCGGAGAAAUUAUGUUUAGUGAUGUUUGCUUCAACUACCCAGCCAGAGACAAAUUGAUUUUGAGAGAUGCUUCUUUUCUAGUUGAACCAGGAAAGAUGAAUUUCAUUAUUGGGAAAUCUGGUGCUGGAAAGUCCACAUUACCGCUUCUUUUGAUGAAGUUGUAUGGGAGGAAUAGUGGGGCAAUUACAAUUGACGGAAUUGGCAUUGACCUGCUUGAUUCGUGUUGGAUAUCUCAAAAUCUAGUGUUGCUUCAGCAAACGCCCUUCAUUUUUAAUGGCACGGUCCGAGAAAAUAUAGCCCUUGCAGUGGUUGACGACUAUGAUUCUACUGAAAACGUACCUCUUGACUCGAUCUAUGAGGCAGCAGGUUUUGCUUUGCUCGAUUUGGACUUGGAAACUAAAAUUACCCCAUUGUCCUUAUCUGGAGGUCAGCAGCAACGGUUGGCGAUUGCUAGAGCAAGGUUAAAAAACCCUCCAGUGUUGAUUCUUGACGAGGCAUUCAGUGCAUUGGAUUUCCAAACCAAGCAGGUUUUGUUUGCCAGAGUGAGAGUUUGGAGAAGAGGCAAAACUACAAUAUCAAUCACUCAUGACUAUAGUCACAUUGAACCGAAUGAUAACGUUAUUAUGAUGGAACAAGGAGCGGUUGUCAAACAAGCACAAUUCAAAGAGUUUGCUAAUCUACAGGACGGUGAUCUUACGACGAAGAUAAUGACUGAAAAACAUGAUUGCACAACCAACACUACCACCGCUAUGAGAAUAUCUGCCGUAGACGACAUUGAAAAACUGGACAAGAAAGAGACUUUUUUGGGAACCUUUGGAAUUUUAAAGUAUUGUAGCAACACAAUUGAUGCAAAGCUUGUUAUAAUCAUGGGUAUCUUGAUUUCCAUCUUGGAGGGUGGUGCUUCGCCAGUUUUCUCCUACUGCUUUGCAAAAUUGUUAGCAACAACAGUUGAGGCGUCCAUUGGUGGCGAUGACACACAGCAAAUUAUUCAAUGGUCGGGUAUGUCGAUUGGAAUUGCCUCAUUCAUUGGACUUACCGCCUAUGGUGCAAAAUUCAUCCUCUCGUAUGCUAGUGAACGAUGGAUUGUGAUGUUGCGAAAGCUUGCGUUUGAAAAGCUAAAUGGACAAGACAUGUCCUUUUUCAAAGAAAUGAAAACAGCUGAAGUAACUACCUUGUUGAUGAAUGAUACAAGGGACUUGAGAAAUUUGGUGAGUGCUUUUUUGUCAAUAAUUGUCAAUUUGGUGGCAAUGGUGCUCGUUGGAAUUAUAUGGUCAAUAAUUUCUGGAUGGAAAUUGGCCCUUGUUGGUUUUUCAUUUGUUCCUUUGAUAUUGCUAAUCACUGCCGCUUACAGCAUAAUUUUGCAAUCGGCUGAAAACAGAUACAAGUCAAGCGUCAUAAAACUUGAAACUCAUGUUCACCAAACCGUUAGUUCAAUUAAGACUAUUAAAUUGUUUUCCAUGAAUCGAUAUUUUGCCGACAAAUUUGAUCAAUACUUGAACAAGGUCAAUAAAGACGGGGAUUUCCGAGCAAUUCAAACGGGGAUUGGAUAUGCGUUAAAUGAUUUAAUUUCAGCAGUUGCUAUCGGGGUUAUAUUGUAUUACGGUAUGGAGUUAACGGGCAAGUUUGAAUAUACUCAUGGACAGUUGCUACAAGUGGUGGCAUUGCUAACAUUCACAUUGGCCAAUGCAGCAAGCUUGAUACAUUCGUUGCCUGAGGUCACCAGAGGUCAACGAGCAGGCACGUAUAUUGUUAAAUUACUUGAACUGACACCAUUGGCAAAAAUUGAAAACGAUGGUUAUGAAAUACCUAAAGCCCAUAGAAAUGUGAUUAGUUUUAACAAUACUUGCUUCAAAUACGAUGACAAGUAUAUUUUACGCAAUGUUUCAUUUAAGAUUCGGAAAAACCAGUUGGUUGGAUUGGUGGGCCAGUCAGGGUCAGGAAAAUCAACCAUUGCAUCACUUUUAUUACGUCUUAUUGGCUGCAAUUCUAAUUCAAUAUCGAUUUAUCAACAUGACAUAUCAACGGUAAAUAUUGAUUGGUUAAGAGAAACCAUUAGUAUUGUUCCUCAACUACCGAAAUUUUUUGAAGGGUCAAUCUUGGAAAAUCUCACUUAUGGAAUUAGCCCCACCCAACAAAUCAACUUUGAAGACUUGCAACACUGUCUUCGAUUAUGUGGAGUGUAUGAUUUUGUUAUAUCAUUACCUGAGGGGCUACACACAAGAGUGGGUGAAGGUAACAAUACGUUAUUAUCUGGAGGUCAAUUGCAAAGAUUAUCCAUAGUUCGUGCAUUGAUUAGACGACCAAAAAUAUUGAUAUUUGACGAAUGCACAUCAAAUCUAGAUCCUGUGAAUGCUAAGCUCAUCAUGGAAUUAAUCAUGAGUUUGAAAAAUAAAUAUACGAUCCUUUGUAUUACUCACAAUCAAGAAAUGAUGAAUAUGGCUGAUAAAGUGUACAUCUUGAAAAAUGGAACAAUUUGUAUAUAA